Molecule: messenger RNA, 1788 nt
Organism: Phycomyces blakesleeanus NRRL 1555(-)
Lineage: Eukaryota; Fungi; Mucoromycota; Mucoromycetes; Mucorales; Phycomycetaceae
Exons: 4
Coding region: 1-1788 (595 amino acids)
Source: RefSeq, a predicted model, not a curated record
AUGCUCACGCUGAACAUUGACUGGUUUCAGCCAUUUGAUGGUGUUACCUACUCCUGUGGUGCCAUAUAUCUUGCAAUCAAUAAUCUUUCAUGCAGGCCUAAAGAAGCAAACACUUCUGACAUAAAUAAUUAUCUGAAACCACUUGUGAAUGAGUUGAUAGAGCUGUACAAAGAUAUUAAGAUUAAGACUCACCAAUGUCCAAACGGUACUUCUAUCCAAGCAGCCCUUCUCAUGGUUGUCUGUAAUAUACCUGCUGCAAGAAAAGUAUGUGGGUUCACAUCACAUACAAGUACAAAUGCAUACCACAAGUGUAAGCGUCAAUUUUUGAGGUUGGCUGGAACAAGUUCCAUUGAUUAUUCUGGAUUCGAUUUCUCAAAGUGGCUCUUUCGCACUAAGAAUGACAAUUGUAAGGAUGCAGAGAUCUGGAGAAAUACAAUCAAACCAACUAAGAGACAGUGUCAUGAAGUUGCACAUGUUGUUUACUGGUCCAAACUGCAUUGUCUUCAGUACUUUGACAUUGUCCGCUGCACGAUCAUUGAUCCCAUGUACAAUUUUUUCUUAGACACUCCCAAAAGAAUGCUGGAGAGAUGGGUUGCAGAUGGAUUAAUUGACAGUAAAAAACUUGUUGCCAUGCAAAAGGCUGUUGAGAAGGUAGUGUUGCCGCCCAAUUACAUGUCACUUGGGACAAAGAUUGCUAAGGGAUUUCCCUAUAUGAAGGCUGAUGAGGAUGUAUUGUCAUUGCCAGAGUUCAAGAACUGGAUAGAGUUUGUUAAUGCAUGCAGAUACUUCACCAAGCCUAGUGUUUCUGAAGAAGAUAUUGAGAAAGGACACAAAUGCUUAGAAGAAUUCUGUAAAGGGUGUGAGACAUUGUACGACCUGGACCUUCUCUCUUCCAACAUGCACCUGCAUCUGCACUUACGUCAAACAAUGAUUGACUUUGGGCCCGUCUAUGGCUAUUGGCUUUUCAGCUUUGAAAGAUACAAUAAUGUUCUGAAAAAUAUCAAGACCAAUCGAAGAAACAGGUUCGAAUCAACAUUUAUGAGACAGUUCAUUGAAGAGUCGUGGAAGGGAGAUUUUGUUUGUCGACUUCUGAAACCUAUGCAUACACUUGCAUGUUUUGAAAUUUUUUAUAAGUUCACCACCAACAACAACAACAACACCAACACCAACACCAACACCAACACCAACACCUACCUCUCUCACUCUUUCUCAAUUUCCAAAUAUCUUGAAGCUUCACAGAAUCUUUCAAUGACAAUUCGUAGAAACGAGUCCCUGCCACUAUCUGCCUUGCCAUUGAAAACAAGACCAUUAUCAUUUAUGCCAAAACAUGAAUAUGAUUGUCUUGUAGAAUACUAUCAAGCUGCGUACAAGAAUCCACAGAUCUCAGGUUGCAAAGAUGUAAUUGAUGACUCACCUUUCGUCAAUGACUGGAUCGAAAUAGUGAAGUCCGUUGAUCUUCUUGGGCAAAGCUACAAAGGGUGCAUUGGCACAAAUGGCUGCGGAUCAUACAUACAAGCAUAUUUCACUGAACGAACUGGGUCAAAACAUGCAAAUCUCCAUAGUAGUCAGCAUGUAUUUGCAUUUGUCAAAUGGUUCAAAUCCACUUUGGACAAAACAAGAGAAUUAGAAGGAGUUGAGUUGUUACAGGAUGAAUUCUACAAGCAAGAUUUUCAAAGCAUCCUGCCAGUACAUCGGAUUCUCCUAACAGUUGCAAUAGUAGAUUACAAAACUACAAAAAAUGUCAACAAAAAACUCGCGAUUCCUUUACCAAAAAAAAUUUACUAUUAA